Messenger RNA from Musca domestica (house fly), 1452 nucleotides. RefSeq names its product guanine nucleotide-binding protein subunit beta-5 (gene Gbeta5). NCBI's taxonomy places the organism in Eukaryota, Metazoa, Arthropoda, Insecta, Diptera, Muscidae. The transcript has a single exon. The record is from RefSeq and is a predicted model, not a curated record. Gene Ontology annotation, biological process: G protein-coupled receptor signaling pathway; G protein-coupled dopamine receptor signaling pathway. Gene Ontology annotation, molecular function: signaling receptor complex adaptor activity; protein binding. Gene Ontology annotation, cellular component: heterotrimeric G-protein complex; cytoplasm. The coding region runs from base 260 to 1318 and encodes 352 amino acids.
UAUUGCAGGUUCUGGAACAGAGCAUAAGUUUGUCAAAAUUAGUCUUCUUGACCAAACUUAUGUGCGCCUUGAACUGUUUAAAAAAUUGCAUGUAAACGUACUUCAAACGUCAUGUAGUAUAUAUUGCAUAAAAUAAAGUUUUACCCAAUACAUACAAUCGAACUGCGCAUGACAGUAAUUAUAUGUAUACUUUUUAAAGUACUCGAAGUGAUUCAAAUUGAAAAUCUUUAAUACUUCGUCUUGAUAAGUGUAAUUAAUUAUGUCCGAGACGCAACCUACGAAUGUUAAUGAUAAAAUGUCAAGUUUAAUGAAGGAGGCCGAAUGUUUGAAAUUUAAAUUGGAGGAAGAGCGUCAGAAGUUGAAUGACGUUAGCUUAUCAUCAAUAGCGGAACGCUUGGAACAAAUCGCUUUUGUAAACAUAAAACCUCGUAAAGUUUUAAAGGGCCAUCAGGCCAAAGUAUUGUGCACAGAUUGGAGUCCUGAUAAGCGCCAUAUAAUUUCAUCGUCACAAGAUGGUCGUCUGAUUAUAUGGGAUGCAUUUACAACUAAUAAAGAGCAUGCCGUCACGAUGCCAACUACUUGGAUAAUGGCAUGUGCAUAUGCUCCUUCCGGAAAUUAUGUAGCUUGUGGAGGGUUAGAUAAUAAAGUUACAGUUUACCCUAUAACUUCAGAUGAAGAAAUGGCAGUGAAGAAAAGGACAGUGGGUACUCAUACAAGCUAUAUGUCGUGUUGUAUAUAUCCCAAUUCUGAUCAGCAAAUUCUAACUGGGAGUGGUGACUCUACUUGUGCACUAUGGGAUGUUGAAUCCGGCCAACUUUUGCAAAGCUUUCACGGUCAUUCGGGCGAUGUCAUGGCAAUUGACCUAGCUCCAAAUGAAACGGGAAAUACAUUUGUUUCAGGAAGUUGCGACAGAAUGGCAUUUAUUUGGGAUAUGAGAUCUGGACAGGUGGUUCAAUCCUUUGAGGGUCACCAAUCAGAUGUUAAUAGUGUGAAAUUCCACCCUAGUGGUGAUGCUAUCGCUACUGGUUCCGACGAUAGCAGUUGCAGAUUGUUUGAUAUGCGGGCCGACCGUGAGGUUGCUGUCUUCUCUAAAGAAAGCAUUAUAUUUGGGGUAAAUUCGGUUGAUUUCUCAGUAAGUGGCCGUUUGUUAUUUGCCGGCUACAAUGAUUACACUGUUAACUUGUGGGAUACAUUGAAAUCGGAACGAAUUUGCUUGUUAUACGGUCAUGAGAACAAGGUAUCCUGUGUUCAAGUUUCACCUGAUGGAACGGCUCUUUCAACUGGUAGCUGGGAUUACACAAUUCGAGUUUGGGCUUAAAGAAAUACAUUAUCUUAUAAAAUAAAAAUGGUUAUCUCCUAUAUAAUAUUUAAAUUUGAUUAUAUGUAGGCAUAUAAGAUUUAGUAAUAAGACACCAAUAAACAAUACCAAUUUUAAAUGUUGCAAAUGUUGAA